Molecule: messenger RNA, 3980 nt
Organism: Ornithorhynchus anatinus (platypus)
Lineage: Eukaryota; Metazoa; Chordata; Mammalia; Monotremata; Ornithorhynchidae
Gene: NR5A1
Product: nuclear receptor subfamily 5 group A member 1
Exons: 7
Coding region: 249-1637 (462 amino acids)
Biological process (GO): tissue development; regulation of transcription by RNA polymerase II; hormone-mediated signaling pathway
Cellular component (GO): RNA polymerase II transcription regulator complex
Molecular function (GO): nuclear receptor activity; zinc ion binding; RNA polymerase II cis-regulatory region sequence-specific DNA binding
Source: RefSeq, a predicted model, not a curated record
UCCAGGCUCAGAGCCGGAGGAAGCAGGACGGGUCAGCUCCAGCCCAGGCACCAGCUCUGGGAUCACUGGGCACCGCAGCGGAGCGCACCUCCACGCCCCAGGCCCGGCCUUCCCCGGGUGGGUGGUUGAGCAGAUCAGUCGCUCCCCAAUUAAUAUCCUGGAGUCUGGCUCAUCCUGGGACUGAUAACGUAUCCGGCAGCCCUGCUCUCUGCGCCAGAGCCCGUUCGGACCAAGCGGCCGCCGAGGGGAUGGAUUAUUCGUACGACGAGGACCUGGACGAGCUGUGCCCGGUGUGCGGGGACAAGGUGUCCGGAUACCACUAUGGGCUGCUCACCUGCGAGAGCUGCAAGGGCUUCUUCAAGCGCACGGUGCAGAACAGCAAACACUACACGUGCACCGAGAACCAAAGCUGCCAGAUCGACAAGACUCAGCGCAAACGCUGCCCUUUCUGCCGCUUCCAGAAGUGCCUGGCCGUGGGUAUGCGACUGGAAGCCGUGCGUGCAGACCGUAUGAGAGGUGGGAGAAACAAGUUUGGCCCCAUGUAUAAGCGGGAUCGUGCCUUAAAGCAGCAGAAGAAAGCCUUGAUUCGAGCCAACGGCUUCAAGUUGGAAACUGUUCCCCCGAUCGUGUCCCCCGCGCCCACGGACUACCCCCUGCCCACCUCCAUCCACUCUGGCAUCAAAGGCCUGCCCCCCACCCCCUCCGCCAUGCCCCCCACCGACUAUGACAGGAGUCCUUAUGGGACACCCUCCCUGGGCAUGGGGGUGCCGGGCCCUGGGGCGCUCUCUGGCUACCUCUACCCCUCCUUUCCUGGCCGCACCAUCAAGUCAGAGUACCCGGACCACUACACGAGCCCCCCCGAGCCGGGGCCUGGUUACGGCUACCCAGACCCCUACUCCGGCAGCGGCCCGCCCAACAUCCCCGAGCUCAUCCUCAAGUUGCUACAGCUGGAGCCAGACGAGCUGCAGGUCAAGGCACGGAUCCUGAGCUGCCUGCAGGAGCAGAGCAAGGGACGAUCAGAGAAGCCCAGCCCCUUUGGGCUCAUGUGCAAGAUGGCCGACCAGACCCUCUUCUCCAUCGUGGAGUGGGCCCGCAGCUGCGUCUUUUUCAAGGAGCUCGAGGUGGCUGACCAGAUGAAGCUGCUUCAGAACUGCUGGAGCGAGCUGCUCGUCUUUGACCACAUCUACCGCCAGAUUCAGCACAGGAAGGAGAGCACCCUGUUGCUGGUGACCGGCCAGGAGGUUGACCUGGCCACGGUGGCCGCUCAGGCCGGGGCCCUCCUCAACAGCCUGGUCCUCAGGGCGCAGGAGCUGGUCCUGCAACUGCACUCGCUCCAGGUCGACCGCCAGGAGUUCGUCUGCCUCAAGUUCCUCAUCCUCUUCAGCCUGGAUGUGAAGUUCCUGGAGAACCACAGCCUAGCGAAGGAUGCGCAGGAAAAAGCCCACGCAGCCCUGCUUGACUACACCCUGGGCCACUACCCGCACUGCGGGGACAAAGUCCGGCAGUUGCUGCUGCGCCUGGCAGAGGUGCGGGCCCUGAGCAUGCAGGCUGAGGAGUACCUGUACCACAAGCACCUGGGCGGGGAGGUGCCUUGCAACAACCUGCUCCUCGAGAUGCUCCACGCCAAGCGGACUUGAGCCCCGGCCCCGGCCCCGGCCCCGGCCCACUGGGGGGACACCACCAGUCCCCCCCGCCUGUUUCCCUGGCUACCCCAGCUGACUUCUCUUCUUAUACGACACCGAUGGGGAUCCCAACCUUCCUCGUUGCAAAUCCUUGGACUUGCCCCCUCCAGGGCGCCCCCGUCCCUGCCGACAGUGCCGGGCCUCCCCCCUGGCCUAGACUGUGGGGGAGGAAGAGGAGCCCGCUAGGUCUCUGCACAGUCACAGGUCUCCACUGCCCCCUGGCCUGUGUCUCUGGGAGAGGGGGCCGGGGUCGUGAAGUUGCCGUCAGGGUGUGUGGGCUUGGGAGCCUGAACCUGCUUCCAGCUCAGGCCUCUCAGGAGAAAAUGGUUCCUCCAGGCCUUCCACCCUUUCCCCACCAGCUGCUUCCUCCCUCUCAGACUCCAGGACUCCUCAUCAGCCUUGACCCCAUGGGGGAGCAUGUGCGCGCGUGUUUGUGUAUGUGUACGUGCGCAUGCGUUUGUGUCACCAACAGCUUCAUUUGUAGAUCUAAAGAAGGGGCUCAGAGGCCAAGGACCAAAGGAAGGGGCACAGGACCCCCUGGGUCAUUUGCCACCCAUCUUGUCCCCACUACCGUACUCUGGGGAAUGGGACACACAACAGGCCCCUGAUGGCCCCAGGAGGACCAUGAAGAAAGGGGAGAAGAGGAGGUGGUAGGGCAGGGGUUUCAGUAGUCCCUCUAGUUUCAGCAAUAAGUAAAUUUGCUCAAGGUGGAGGGGGGCAGUAGGGAUCAAGCUCUCAUUUGCUAAACAACAGGUCUUGGAGGAAGGCAAUUCUAACCAGGGCAAGGAAGUCACAUGCUCCACUACUCCAAUUUUGCAGGCACAACUCUGAAUUGAUUAGCAGGACGAGGCGUUCUUCCCAUCUCUGCUCUCCCCAGGACCAGCUGCCCCCUAUCCUGGAGGCCACAGAAAGGGAAUUGGAUUCAAUCAGCAUUUUUUGUGAGAGGCCCUUAGCCAGGGGCUCCAGCUUCUCUGCAGGACUGCAGGGGAGAGUCCCCUGUGUCUUCUGCUCUCCAACUCUCCCGAGGAAUCCUGCCUUAGUGGGUUGAGGAGGUAGGUGACUACUGCUUCCUAGGGAAAGGAUUAAUCAGACACCCCAGGACAGAGGGCAGAUGGAGGAAAGGGGAUGGAUUUCUUUGCUUGGGACUCAGUUAUCAGUGCCUGCCCCAGCCUGGUCUCUCUCCCCAGCCCCAGGCCCAGACCCAUGUUCCUUGCCUUCCCGGCUUUUAGGAAAUGCCCUCUUCUGUUGCUUGUUCAGUUGCCUCUCUUGGCCCUGUUUCUGUUCAGAGCCCAUUCCCCCAUUCCUGUUCAGAAUCCUUGCGGAGGUGCAAGUUCUCUUGGUCUCGGGGUUGGGAGGACUACAGGAUAUGAGAGUUGAUGAAAGCCCAGGGUUGGGCUGGACUGGGCAAGAGAGAAUUUGGGCUCAGACCCCCAAGGCUAGUGAGGUUGACCCCCACCAGGCUGGUUGCUUUGGAUGACAUCAUCUGACUGCCAGAAGGACCCCGGGAGGACCCAAGCUAGAGGUAUUUCCUUGGAUCAUUUUCACAUUUACUAUUGGAAAACCCUCAUUGAUAGGGUAAGCAGGGUCACCCAGGGGAUGCCAAGGGCUCAAAGUGCAUCACUGAACCAACCUAAGGUCAAAGCUGAUAAUAGCCCUUCGAGCCUCCACACCUGCCUCACCUUUCCAGGCAGAUGAUCCAAUCCUGGCAGCUCAGAAGCUCCCUGUGGCUGGGUGGGGGUGGAGGAUCAAGAAGGUGCCUUUUCAGUGCUGCAAUUCUAUGUCGGCCUUCACCCCCGAGUCCCUCCCCCAGCCAUUCUGAGCUGCCAACCAACUCUUUAUCUUGGUCUUUUCCCAGCCCCAAAUUGGUGCCUCCAGCUUGCUGCCAGUGCUGGGCUCUGCACCGUUCUGUUAGAGAUGCUUGUGUAAUGUUUAGAGUGGAGUGUCAUACCCAGACAACUCUCUGUACUUUUCUUUAGAUUAUUUCUGCUGUGGUUUGCAUUCCGUUCAUGCAUUUUGGCUGAAAAAAUUGUGACUGAGUUAAUUAGCUGGAGGAUUAUUAGCAUGUACAUUUUUGCUUCUCUUUUUCUCUUUCUUUCUCUCCCGUGAUUCAGUUUCACUUUGUAUUUUGUGAAUUUUUAAAGAGCUGGAGACUGUGGAUACGAAAUUCCAAAAUGGGUUUUAUUUUCGAAAAAUGAGAAGUGCCCUUACGUGUCUCUCUCCCUCUCCUAGGGCAGGAAGCAUCUUUGACUUUCUCGCCCAAACUAAAUCCUGUAAUAAAUUUUGCAAUUCAUUUAAAAA